Molecule: messenger RNA, 2302 nt
Organism: Medicago truncatula (barrel medic)
Lineage: Eukaryota; Viridiplantae; Streptophyta; Magnoliopsida; Fabales; Fabaceae
Product: WEB family protein At2g40480
Exons: 2
Coding region: 129-1940 (603 amino acids)
Biological process (GO): chloroplast avoidance movement; chloroplast accumulation movement
Cellular component (GO): cytosol
Source: RefSeq, a predicted model, not a curated record
ACUCGGACCCGCGACAUCAUCAUCACGCUUGCAUAAAUUCCACCAAUGGAUCUUUCUCGAGACUCCAAUCUUCAUCACUCAUUUCGAUGCUUCUCUGAAAUACGCGCUUGCUUUUCUACGAACUUUCGAUGGAAAUGGCGGAAACUCGCGUUGCCGGCGCCGAUACGGAGAGCGGAAUUAGGAAGGUCAAUUAUCGAGCUGAGAUUGAUACAUCGCCGCCGUUCGAAUCGGUUAAGGAAGCCGUCACUCGUUUCGGUGGAAGUGGACCUUGGAUUCCUCUUUACAGGCUUGGAGAAGCUUUUCAGAACAACUUUGACGAUUUUGAUAUAAAGAAAGUGGAAGAACAAGCAGCAGAGUUGGAAAAGGAUUUGAUUGUCAAAGAACUUGAAACACUUGACGUGCUCGAAGAACUAGGUGCAACCAAAAGGAUUGUGGAGGACUUAAAGCAACAGCUACAAAAAGAAGCAUUGAAAUUAUCUGCUACUCCAGAUUUAAAUUCUAAUGAACAGGUUGGAACUCCUGUUAUUAAGGAGAUGAAUAAAGAAACUAAUGGGAAUAAUGUCAACAACAAUCAAGAACAGACAUCGCAUAUUCCAAGUUCAUGCUCUAUGUCAUCACCUGAUAUGAUUUUAAUGGACUUGAAACAAGCCAAAGUGAAUCUUGGUAAUACUAUGAAUGAACUUGAGGCGAUACAAUCGUCUGUUGAAUCUUUAAAUGAAAAGAUGAAGAAGGAGAAAGUUUUUCUGGAGAAGACACGUGAAAAGCUAGCAUCAAAGUUUGCAGCUGUGUCUGCUCAAGAGAAGGAACAAGAGCAAGCAAGAUUGAAUUCACCAUCAUCUAAUGUGGAAUUCACUUUUGAUAAUCAUGCAAAUAUGAGGAAUUUCAAUUUUGAUUCUGAGCAGCACAAUAGAAUGGUUGAGACAAGAUCUGAAGUUUCAAAGCCCUUAUCUGUGUAUCAAGAGCAAGCAAGAUUGAGUCCACCAUCAUCUCAUGUUGAAUUCACCUUUGAUAAUCCUGCAAAUACGAGGAAUUUCAAUUGGGAUUAUGAGCAGCACAAUAGAAUAGUUGAGACAAGAAGAUCUGAAGUUUCAAAUCCCUUAUAUGUGUAUGACGAGCACAGUUUUAGUGUUAAGACCGCCGAGAUGAGGUGGCUUGCAGCCAAAAAGAUGGAAGAAGCUGCAAAGGCAGCAGAAGCUAUUGCUCUUGCUGAAAUCAAGGCUCUAUCUGGCGCCGAGAGAUCAUUUGAAUUCGCUCGGCCUGAACCUCGGAAAGUCACUUUUGCUUUAGCAGAAAACUCUCCUCUAAACCCCAAGGCUAUGAUGAUGCCUGAGGAUUCAACCCCGAAGAAGGUAAUAGAUUCGAAGUUUCAAAUUGAUGAAACAAAUAUUUCUAAGCUGACUAUUUUGAAAAGGCUGGAGGAGGCAUCCGAAGAAAUUUUAACAAGCAAACAAGUCUUAUCUGAUGCUUUAAACAGAAUUGAAUCUGCAAAUAGAAAACAACAUGCUGCUAGGGAAGCUCUGCGGAUAUGGAUACCGGAGGUUGAUCUAAGGGAGAAAGCAGUGUAUAACUCUUUUAACUUUGACAAGUUUAAUCAAGCUAGAGUUCGUCGAGAUUCUUCUUUACCGGAUGUAACCAGGUCAACAACAGGAAAAAAUAAUCAAAAGCCUGUUUCGAGGCCAACAACUUCAAUGAGAGAUGUACUUAGCAGAAAGCAAGUUCCUGAAGGAUAUGCUGCAAGAAAGGAGAUGGAAGAGCAUACUGAAAGGCGAAAGGUAGCAUUGAGCCAAAUGCUUCGAGCACUGAGGGAAGAUCUAACCCUUUCACCAAAAGCUGAGAAAGACCAUGAGAGCGAUCAAAAGCAGCCUGUGGCACCGAGGAAGAAGUUUGGCUUCAUCCAUAUAUCACUCCCUAUGACUAGGCCAAGUAAGAAAAGGACAUGACAUUUUCAUUCUAAAUUAUCUUCAUUGCGUUAUUCAUGAUUCAUUACUGGUUCAUGUGUUUGAUCUCCUGUUAUUUAUUUAUGUAGAAUAAAGUAUGUGUGGUGUGACUGGUGUCUGAUUUUGUUAAAUACGUUGUGUUUGAGACUUUGAGUGAAGAUGUAUAUUCUGAAACUAGCUUUUUGUGGAGCUAGUAGAUUAUGUUGUUCUCAUUGGGUGCAUUAGAGUGAUGCCGAGUUUAUUCUCUACAGGGUAUGGAUCUUACCAUUGGUUAGUCUGAUUGUAAAAUUGUUGGAAAUAUCAUAAUCGGGUGGAUGCCCUGUUGUACCAAUAUAAAUAAAUUUAUAUUUUUUUUUGAGGAAAAA